AGCACCCAUCACAUAGUGAUCCCACAUCUUCAUCAUGCUCGUCAGUAAAACACUCCAUGAUCUUCCGACCAAACUCGAUAAUGGUCGUCCCAUGAGAGUAUACGUCAUAGCCCCUGUCUUGCCGGACUACCCUCAAGCCAAGUUCCCAGGUGUCGUUUGCUUUAGUGAAAUCUAUCAAGUCACCGGUCCAGUCGAACGUUUCGCUGGCCAAAUUGCGAGCCACGGCUACGUUGUCGCCUGCCCAUCAUCCUAUCACGAGUUUGCAGGGCCUGAACCGCUAUCGUACGACACGGAAGGUACCGACAAAGGCAAUGAUUACAAGAUACAGAAAACAAUCGCGGCUUUCGACGAGGAUGCAACUCUAGCCAUCGACCUCCUCGUUUCUCACCCCAACUGCAACGGGCGAAUUGCGGCGACAGGAAUGUGUCUCGGUGGGCAUCUGGCAUUCCGGGCCACUUUUGAUCCUCGGGUUCUUUCGUCGGUUUGCUUCUUUGGCACCGAUAUCCACAGUGCAACGUUAGGAAAGGGAAAACAGGAUGAUACACUCGCUCGUGUCCGCAAAGGUGAAUUGACGGAUAACGGUGAACUAGUGAUGAUCUUUGGCAAACAAGACACACACGUUCCUCGAGCUGGACGAGAUCUUAUACGCUCAACGAUGGAGGACGCUAAUGUGACGUUCUCGUGGCUGGAAGUUCAGGCCCAACAUGCCUUUAUCCGCGACGAGUCGUCAAAGGGUCGAUGGGAUGCGGCACUUACAAGGUCUAUGUUCACAUUCUUGAUGGAGGUGUUUGAACGCACCGUUGGAAGGGACUUGGGUCCUCGAAUUGCUUCCGGGAAAGUUGCAGAACACGUUUGCUGAGAAACUAACCCAUCCCUGAAGGGAAUUAUAUCGGUGUUAUCCUGUUCUUCUUUGUUGUUUCUAAGGUGUAUAAGUAGCACGCAUGCAUGUACAAGCCGUAGCCCAUUUGGUGCGCUCAAGGGUCGAUAUUCUGCUUUGUUAGUCAUAAUGCUCCGCAGUGGACGAUCCCGAUGCUUUUUUUAACGCAGUAUAUGCCUCGAUGUACUCGACGAUACCUCUACGGGGCUGCAACGGGAUUUUC
Coniophora puteana RWD-64-598 SS2 is the source of this 1100-nucleotide messenger RNA. Its product is annotated as dienelactone hydrolase. NCBI's taxonomy places the organism in Eukaryota, Fungi, Basidiomycota, Agaricomycetes, Boletales, Coniophoraceae. The record is from RefSeq and is a predicted model, not a curated record. Gene Ontology annotation, molecular function: hydrolase activity. The coding region runs from base 35 to 859 and encodes 274 amino acids. The transcript has 13 exons.